Colletotrichum truncatum is the source of this 813-nucleotide messenger RNA. RefSeq lists its product as uncharacterized. Lineage: Eukaryota; Fungi; Ascomycota; Sordariomycetes; Glomerellales; Glomerellaceae. The record is from RefSeq and is a predicted model, not a curated record.
AUGAAACUUCACCUCUACCUCGCCCUGGGUCUGGCACCGGUACCUAUCCUGGCCAAUCUCAACGCCUACGAGAUCCUAAUGUUCUACGACAUGUACCGUUCCGACUACGAAAAGGACUCCAGCAGCGUCAAGAUUGCAAAAGGGUGCAAGGACUGCGACUUUGAACAGUUCGUCAUCCAUAUCGACCGGUUGAACAUAUUCAGCGACAUAGACGGCGGUUUCGUGGACCCCAAGAACCCCGGCCUCGACGAGAUCGAGGGCUGGGGAGAUAGCGACGAGCUCGUCUACGACGCCAAAAAGCUCCUCGGCGGUCUGUGGCGCGACGAGGACAACUCCUCCAGGCCGGGCCACCCGACCGUCAUCGAGCGGCUGGUGGACAGGAUGACGGAGCUGCGCAAAGACGGCGACCCGGCGCGGCUGGAGCAGAUCACGGGGGCCAUGGAGUACGCGCACUACAGCCGACGCUCGUCCCAGGCCAAGGACCUCCUCGCCUAUGUCGACGGCCGCCUCUCCAAGGAACGGCUGGGCAAGGGCAAGACGAGGUCGGUCGGCUACUUUGGCGGGGUGUUUGACGAGUUCGAUUCGACAGCCACCAUCGAGUCGGUGCAGCAGACCAAGAGGGCGGCGAUGCGCAAGGAGAUCGUCGCCAUCGGCAGAGACAUCAAUAGCGGCUCCGUAAGCACUUCGUCCAACAGCAAACGGAGCCUGGCGAACAAUCAGCUGUUGAAGCGGGCCUUUGGAGAUGGAAUGACGGUCAUGUCCUUGCAGAGGGGCUUAGACACCCUGAGGAUGCCGUCUCGGCGUAAAUGUUAG